CCGUAUUUAUUUAUACCAUAAGGUCAACCACUUUUUAACAUUGUGGACAAUAAAGCAGAAUGUUUAUUUGACGAAGAUGUAGAUCUUAACGAUCAUUAACUGUGGUUCCACUGUAUAAUAAACUCUGCCUUGAAUGAGUAAGAUCAUAUUUGUAAAUACCAGGGAUAGAGAAUGUCUUAUCCAUCAAGACUAUUAGAAUUGCUGCUUGUGGUAUUCCUGUGUGAUGGAUUGUUUACUAAUCAUCAAGUACAUGCAAUAAACAAAGUGGUUCAUUUUACUGAUGAGGACUGUGAUGAAUACAGACACUACCUAAAAUCAGAAGAUGAUCAGUAUGAAGUGCAUUGGGAUGGGGAACCUUAUCCUAGUUUUUGUAGUCUAAGAUUUAAACUAAUGACCGGAGGUGAUACAUACAAGAUAUGUGCUAAAAUAACAACUCUAGAUUUACCGUGUAAAGGCCCUAAACUUGCAUACUAUUAUGCAUCAGAUAAAAAGAGUUACACCUGUACUGAUUCGCCACCAGUGAAUGAAUAUUGUGAUGAUCUUUUUAUAUAUAUGAAGUUAGCCCCUUAUGAAAUUGCUAACACAGAAUAUUAUGCUUCAAAAGUAAGAAUAACCAUUACAGCUACACUAAUAAGCAGAUAUGGUGAAGAUUCAAAUGAAGGUACUGGUAUAGCAGUAGGAGUAUGUUUUGGUAUUGCAAUGAUUGUGUUUUUGGUGAUUGUCUUUUACUGUGUAUAUAAAAGGCGGCAAGCUGCAUUGAGACAAUUGGAACAAUCUGGAGGAGUUGUUGUUCUUGGAAGACAAGGAAAUAUGGUUAUAAUGGCAGCUCCUGUUACAUAUGCAAAUAAUGAUGUAUCUGUUCCUUUUCAGGAUCAACCAAUGGUACAACAAUUCUCUGAUAAUCAAAGGACACACUCUGGAAAUUCAGAUUUCCAAGAUUCAAAUGUGCAAAAUAGUUUACAUGACAAUCAUCAACAAUCAGCCCCACCGCCAUCCUACAGAGAGGUGACAGGUUACAAAUAAAGUAUUUUCUGGUGUCAACCCUGGGAAGCAGUAACUCUUUCUUUAUAUUUGAUCAGUUUACUGGACCCCACAGUGAUAUGUUAUUAUUUGGGGAACAAAUUGAGUACUCUAAGUAAUAGACAAGUAAAAAUUGUUGGAUGUUAGUUUCGUGUAAGAAUAUAUAUACACCAAUCUGGAGUUCUUUUAUGAAUGAGGUAUCCACUGUUUAACCUGAGGUCACUCAGGGAGAAGUCUGUUCUGACAUUAUAACAUACUGAUUGUGACUUAAGAAGUGUACAGGGAAAAGCACUAAUUUGAAAGUUGUUGAUAAUGGAGGAAACAAUCUGAUAAUUUUGUAGGGCAUUAUGCAUAUUUAGAUUUUAUAUUUCACUUGAUUUAUUUAUUUAAAAUUAACCAAUGUAUGCAAUCAAUUGUAUUGUAAUUUUUUAUUUCAUCUGCUUGACUUUGCACAUGUUUACUGUAUAAGUAUAAGUAGGAAAGUCUGUUGGCAGGUGAAAUCUAUUUUUAGUUUUAUCCACCAUGUUUCCCGUACAAAUUAAUUGUUUUUGAUUUGAAGUAGAUUUCAGUCACAAUACUUUUUAUCCUUGUUCUUGAGGUUCAUUUUUUGGUAUUUUUUUUUUUAUAAAUAACAUCUUUAUGGCAAGCUCUUUCACAAUUUAUUCUUAUAUAAUUUUCUUUUUAAGAUAUCUUAUAAAUUAUAUGGGAUAUCUUAUAAACUAUAUAAGAAACCUUAUAAACUAUAUGUGAUAUCUUAUAAAAUAUACAAGAUAUCUUACAUAAAAAACAUUUAUAAGACAACUCAUAAACGUGUAAAAAUCAGUUGAAAAUGUCUUAUUAUUCUAGACAUGUGACUCUAGGGGAUUGGCAAAAGAAAUGUACAUUAUUUAAUCAAAUUAAAGUUGUAGUCUAAUAUUAUGAAGAUUUGUUUUUAUAACUGUGAUAGCUAUGUUAACAUUAUUUAAUAUUGAAUACCAUGGAUGUGUAUAUUUGUUUACUUUAGUGUGAUAAAAAUGUUGGUAUAUAUACUGUGAAUUGUUUCUUUUUCUACAAAUAUUGAAAAAAUUUCGUUCGUUGUCGACGUCCGAAGAUAUUUGGUUUUUGCACUAUAACUUUAGUAUAAGAAAAUAGAAAUCUAUGAAAUUUAAACACAAGGUUUAUGACCAUAAAAGGAAGGUUGAGAUUGAUUUGAGGAGUUUUGGUCCCAACAGUUUAGGAAUUAGGGGCCAAAAAAAGGUCCAAAAUAAGCAUUUUCUUGGUUUUUGCACAAUAACUUUAGUAAAAGUAAAUAGAAAUUUAUGAAAUUUUACCACAAGGUUUAUGACGUCAAAAGGAAGGUUGGGAUUGAUAUUGGGAGUUUUGGUCCCAACAGUUUAGGAAUUAGGGGCCAAAAGGGUCCAAAAUUAAACUUUGUUUGAUUUCAAUUCUUGGGGUUUUUUGAUAUGCCAAAUUUAAUUGUGUAUUUAGAUUCUUAAUUUUUGGUCCUGUUUUCAAAUUGGUCUACAUUAAAGUCCAAAGGGUCCAAAAUUAAACUUAGUUUGAUUUGAACAAAAAUUGAAUUUUUGGGGUUCUUUGAUAUGCUGAAUCUAAACAUGUACUGAGAAUUUUGAUUAUGGACCCAGUUUUCAAGUUGGUCAAAAUCAGGGUCCAAAAUUAAACUUUUUUGUUUGAUUUCAAUAAAAAUGAAUAUAUGGGUUUCUUCAAUAUGCUAAAUCUUACCAUGGAAGUAAUAUCCGCUUUUAACCGGAAAACACUUUUAGAACAGUUUAAAACAAACGGUAAAAAGCAAAAAUAAGCUAAAUUAAAUACAAUUUUCCAUGUUAAACUGCUGUAGUUUGAACAAUUUUCGUCCGUUUUUCAAGUUUUUUACGUCAUACGACUUCUUUUGGAAGGUAGAUGUUUUAUAUGAUACAGCGCCACCUUCUUAUUAAUAAACCGCGGAUGUCACACAGGUACUUUAUAAUUAACGGACUCGAUAAAACCAUGUGACUGAUAAGAAAUUCCAGAUGCCAUUUUACAACCGCGGUAACGCAGAUAGUAACCAAAGGGGUCUUACCGCUGAGACUAUAAUUGGAUAAAAUUGUAUGACUUUAGUACAGAGCUCAGCAUGCUAUAAAUACAUGCUAAUUAGUCGUUGUUAUUCCUUCUAAAUAUUACUACCAUGAUCUUACCUAAAAGGUAAUUGUCCAAUUCAAAUUUUUUAAGUUUUUAAGUUUAAGUUCUUAACCCACAUUUAUUCUGUCUCAGAAACCUAUGUUGUGUCAACUAUUUAAUCACAAUCCAAAUUCGGUGCUGUAUCAAGCUUAAAUGUUGUGUCCAUACUUGCCCCAACUGUUCAGGCUUUGACCUCUGCGGUUGUAUAAAGCUGCACCAUGCGGAGCAUCUGGUUUAUAUAUUUAUCUAGAACCAUUAUACUAUAUCAGCAUAUUAUUAUAGUUCACAUUAAAAUACCAGAUUUUUAUUGGCUAAUAGGAGGAAAAUAAUUUACUCUAUUCCAUGGAUGAACGGGAGACAUUU
Molecule: messenger RNA, 3537 nt
Organism: Mytilus trossulus (common blue mussel)
Lineage: Eukaryota; Metazoa; Mollusca; Bivalvia; Mytilida; Mytilidae
Exons: 6
Coding region: 172-1023 (283 amino acids)
Source: RefSeq, a predicted model, not a curated record